AUGGAACACCGCGUCGGCGCCGUCGUGGCGAGGCUCUGUCUGACACACCGCUGGUCAGCCGGUUGGUGGUGGAACGUCGCAUCGACAUCGUCUAGACGAGGCUCCGCCUGGUACGCCGUUGAUCAGCCGGUGGGAUGGAUCUCCGAAUUGGCACCGUCGACACGCGCCCAUCUGGUGCACCGUAGGAGACCGCAGGCUUGCGGCAAUGCCGUAAGCCAUUGGCAAAUUCGAGUCGUUCUUCCACUGCCAAAAAAACUCGUGGCCCACAGUGGAGUUCGGCCGCGCCGGCACAUCAAGCAGCCCCUAUUCAGGGGUCAGGGCACUGCUUCCUUCGGGGGGGGCUGGAAAAGCUGGCCUAAAAAUUGCUGGGGAACCACGUCGUCUGCUGGCGCACCGUGGUCGCAGACGCAAAACUCACGGUCGAAACAAUCAAACUCGUAACAACAACAACAACCAUACUCAUUCUCCUCAUCCUGCCUCUUCUACCUCUACCUCCGUCUAUUCUUCUGCCUAUUCUUCUCCUUCGUCAUCUUCUUUUCCACCUCCUUCCCAUCGCCCCACUCGUUUUCCCCAGACUGACAGGGUGAGCCCGCUCACUCUGGCAGCCUGGAAUGUUCGUUCCCUUUUAGACAAUCCGAGGAGCAACCGACCGGAACGGAGGACGGCGCUAGUGGCACGAGAACUGGCGCGCUACAAGGUGGACAUCGCCGCACUCAGCGAGACCCGAUUCUCCGAACAAGGCCAACUGGAGGAGGUGGGUGCCGGUUAUACCUUCUUCUGGAGUGGCCGACCCAGGGCAGAGCGACGAGACGCGGGCGUCGCCUUCGCCAUCAGGACCGACAUCGUGGGACGACUGCCUUGUUUGCCGCAGGGCAUCAAUGAUCGCCUGAUGAGCCUCCGCCUGCCUCUCUGGGGAGGCAAAUUCGCCACCAUCAUCAGCGCCUACGCUCCGACGAUGACCAACCCCGACGCCGUCAGAGACAAAUUCUACGAGGACCUGCACGCCCUCUUGGCGACUGUGUCGAAGGCGGACAAGUUGAUUGUCCUUGGCGACUUCAACGCCCGCGUCGGCACAGACCAUACUGCCUGGAGGGGAGUGCUGGGUCCCCACGGUCUCCGCGGCUCCAACGACAACGGCCUGCUUCUCCUCCGCACCUGCGCAGAACACCGCCUCACCCUGACGAAUACCUUCUUCUGUCUGCCGGAGCGAGAGAAGGCCACCUGGAGGCAUCCUCGGUCGCGUCAGUGGCACCUGCUGGACUAUGUCCUCGUCCGGAGGCGAGAUCAGCGGGACGUGCUGGUGACGAAGGCGAUCGCGGGUGCUGACGGGUGGACCGACCAUCGCCUCGUCAUCUCGAAGAUGCGUAUUCGCCUACAGCCUCGCAGGAGACCACAAGGUAAGCGACCCCCAGGUAAGCUGAAUGUUGCUUUGUUGUCUUUGCCUGCUCACCGUCUCCAUUUCAGCAAUGAGCUAGCUCAACGGCUAGACAACCUUCCUAUCGCUGCCGCCGCCGACGACGCCGCCGCCGCUGCCGAGAACGCCUCCGUGGAGAACCGCUGGUGUCAACUGCGUGACACAGUCCAGUCGACGGCGCUCGCCGUCCUCGGUCGCGCUCCCCGCCAACACCAGGACUGGAACAGGGCCUUCUGCCGGAAAGCCAAUGCGGCAUCCGUCGUCAUCGUGGGACCACGGAUAUGA
This is a messenger RNA of Spirometra erinaceieuropaei, 1699 nucleotides long. The record is from the annotation of a GenBank genome assembly. Lineage: Eukaryota; Metazoa; Platyhelminthes; Cestoda; Diphyllobothriidea; Diphyllobothriidae.